CACUAUCGCUUAGCAGUGCCGCAGUAGCCGUUGUGGCUGGCGUUGGCAGGUUAGGGAUUUUCUCUGAGCUCUUGCUCAGCUGCUAUUGUUCGUGUGCGACAAAGUUAUCUUUUCGGAGUUAUUUUACGUGACGCGUUCGUGUGCUGACGCGUCGCGCCGAAAAGUAAUUGGCGCAAGACGAGCUCCAAGUACUGAGGAGAGUUUGAGAAAGUUUCUGUGACUACGUAACAGAAAGCACGAGAGAACAAAAGCUGGCAGCCAUUGCUGUGGGGAUCUGCUCAGUCGCAGUGUAGAAACUGGAGUUUUGGGGACUGGCGAAAUAUCCCCCCUUUAAAAUUUUGUGGUGAACAUAAUUCGUGACAAAAUUGGACUGUGUUAUACAAAUUUAAAAUGGCGCAGCAACCCACAAGCAGUGCAGUUAGAGCCCUUGCGCUUGAAUACAAGAGCUUACAGGAAGAACCAGUCGAAGGCUUCAGGGUGAAACUUGUUAGAGAAGAAAAUAUGUUCGAAUGGGAAGUUGCGAUAUUUGGACCCCCAGAGACUCUUUAUCAGGGUGGAUACUUCAAGGCACACAUGAAGUUUCCUCCUGACUAUCCAUAUUCACCACCCAGCAUUCGCUUUCUUACAAAAGUAUGGCAUCCAAAUGUGUAUGAGAAUGGUGAUCUGUGUAUUUCAAUCUUGCAUCCUCCAGUCCAUGAUCCUCAGAGUGGAGAACUUCCUUGUGAGAUGUGGAACCCCACACAGAAUGUCAGGACCAUCCUGCUUUCUGUAAUUUCUCUACUGAAUGAGCCCAACACAUUCAGUCCUGCCAAUGUUGAUGCGUCAGUAAUGUUCAGGCGCUGGAGAGAUUCAAAAGGCAAAGACAAGGAGUACGAAAAUAUCAUCAGGAAACAAGUGUUGGCUGCCCGACUUGAAGCAGAGAAAGAUGGGGUUGUAGUGCCUACGACAUUAGAGGACUAUUGUAUCAAGACACAGGUGUCAAAGCCAGCCACCGAACCUGUGCUCGAUAUGACAGACUUUUAUGAUGAUGACUACGAUCUUGACGACGAUGAUGAUGACGAUGAUGAAGAGGAUGGUGAUGCGGACGGUGAUGGUGAUGCAGAUGACAGUGGAAAUGGCGAGUCGUGAUGACAUUCGUCUUGGCGUGUGUUUGCUGUUGACAUUUGUAUCCAGUCAAUGGAAAUUGCUGGUGUCACGAAACGGCAUGGCAGGGGAGAGUGCUUGGAGGGGGUUGACAGGUCACAAUUUCAUGUCCAUGAUUGUAUCUCUGUAAUGCAUAAUGCUAGUAGUAGUAUUUGUGCUUACUGUUUGAGAAGUCCUUAAGAAAAAGAGCAAAGAAAAUGGAAAGAAACAGUUGUAUGUCAUUACCCAUGUUAGUCUGUAGUUAAAAUGCUAAAAGCAUGCAGAAAUCAGAGGUGUGUAGUAUAAGUGUGAACUGCAUUGCACUUCACAUUGCAAGCACAUGUGCAUUACAGGGUAAUUUACUACACUUCGGGAGAAUUUGUGCAUUGUUGGAAACAAAAUCCAUGUGAUGCAGUAUGUUAUGCCUAUCACAGAACUAUUAUCCUUGUUCAUAACUUCAGGAAGGAAGGUUGCUCUGUUUUUAACACUGGUCUUUAGUUUCAUUAGCAUUUUAUAAGAUGCAAAUUCAAAAAUCUCCAUAAAUUUUCUGUGGACAGUUCAACAAAACACAAACUUCAGUUCGGCUUUGUACUUUUAUCUUUCUUCUGUCAUAUUUCAACAAAGGUGACGAUGUUCUAAACAUAGGUUUGUACAUACUGAACACAAACUGGAAUACAACCUGCCUACUGCACAUAGCUCCACAUUUGUAGUAUGCUCCUGGUGUAUUUAAUGACGUACCUUUCACUGUGCACCUCAAAACCCUCUCUUGGAAAAGUGUGGUGCUCCCGGUGAACAAGUGCCCAACCUACAGUGCCGUGUUAUCAUUAACUGUAUGUUAGGUAGUUGGAUCUCUUCAGCUCAAGAUGAUCUACUCCUGCCUUCAGGACUUGUGUGUGUUAAUGCUGGUGAUUAAUUCGUCCUUUGGUUGUAACUGUAUAAAUGAGUAGAGAUAAAUUUUUUGGUGGUUCACAUUAUACACUUGUGGAGUCGUAUAGGUUUGCUGUAUUGUGAUCUUGUUCUACUUUAUUAAUAAAUUAAAUUAAAAUUUAGUUGUUCCUGUUAUUUCUAUAUAGAUGCCAAAAUGCUACCAAUAAAAGGCCAUUAAAAUAAUUGAAUAUAUGUAUGCAUUAAAACACAUGUACUGCAAGACAAAAGCUAUAUGCUGUAGUUUACAUGGGAAUGUACAGUCUUGAGCACAGUGCAGUUCUUUCUGUGUGGCAUUUUGGCAUGUUAUAUUCAUCAAUAAACUUAAAGUGAUUAUAUCAUCUUACGAGACUUUGUGUUUAUCCCUUAUAAAUAUUGUGUGUGUGUGUGUGUGUGUGUGUGUGUGUGUGUGUGUGUGUGUGUGUCUAGUUUUAGAGAGAGAGAGAGAGAGAGAGAGAGAGAGAGAGAGAGAGAGAGAGAGAGAGAGAGAACGCCCAUUAAUUUAAUAUUAUAUUGCACCAUAUAUCUUUAAUAUUGAUUAUCAGAGAUUACUCUUCUUUGCAAAACUGUUGUGUGUAGCUAGUGUCUUUUUCUUUAUUUUUGUUGUUACUGCUACUCUUGUUAUAGAAACACCUUAAUCUCUCUUAGUUAAUUUGAUUUGUGCUGUGUAUGAUUCAUGAAUUUCAUAACAAAAGCUUGUAAAUACUGCUGAAAGUGAUGUUGGAAAAUGAAGUAUGAAAUUUUAAUCAGAA
Messenger RNA from Schistocerca cancellata (South American locust), 2798 nucleotides. Its product is annotated as ubiquitin-conjugating enzyme E2 R2. The record is from RefSeq and is a predicted model, not a curated record. Gene Ontology annotation, biological process: ubiquitin-dependent protein catabolic process; protein polyubiquitination. Gene Ontology annotation, molecular function: ubiquitin conjugating enzyme activity. The coding region runs from base 391 to 1128 and encodes 245 amino acids. The transcript is spliced from 5 exons. Lineage: Eukaryota; Metazoa; Arthropoda; Insecta; Orthoptera; Acrididae.